ACUAAAUCAUUUUAGUAUAUAAUUAAUACUGUUUUGAAUAUUUUUCUUUUAUGUGAUAUUUAUCAUAAUUUUGUUUUUUGUAUUACACUUUUGUGAAUAUAGAUUUAGAUAAGGAUUCGAUUAAAAGUUUUUUUUGUGAAUUUGCUGAAAAAACUUGUUAAAAAUGAAAAAUUAAAAGAAAAGAAUGGUUCAAUAUCUUUAGAGUUUAAUGAGACUAGGUAACAAAGUUUCCUAUAUCCAUUUUUUCAGGAGUAUAUUUAAGAUGCUACUCGCACAGAACAUCAAAUUUGAGCAAAAUCAUUCAUAGAUUCAUGUUGAAAAAACAUAAUCACAUUAUGGCCAUCAAUUAAAAUCUCAUAGAAUUAGAUCUUACUUUUAACACCAUAACAAACUGAUAAGAGUAAGAACACUUUUCUAAAAGUAUAUACUAAAUGUCAAAAAGAUACCUAAACUUAUAUAAAAAAAUAAAUUAAUAUAAAUUAUUAAACUAAUAUAUAGCAUAAUUGUUAAUAUCUUAAUUUUACAUAUAUUUUCCUGAUUUUUCCAUAUCCUUCUCGUUCUUCUAAAAUUUCCAAAUCCUUUUUGAUAUGUUUCCAUAAUCCUAAUACUAUCAAAUAAAAAAAGCUAAGGAUCAUUGCGAGGUGAAGGAAGGAAGGAGGAGAUGACGAAACCAAAGAGAGACGAACUGAAUCAAAUCCUUUCUAGUUAUUUCGAUACCAUUAACGAUACUCUCCAGUUGUUCGAGCACUCUCCGCCUCCGACACAAGUCAAAAUAAACUGGAACGAUGUACUUCAGAUGUCUGAUCACCUCUCCAGACAAGCCACCAUAGUCGGAAUGCUAUGGACUGGAGAACCUCCAAAAGCUGAAGCAUUGAAAGAGACAAUGGAGUCAUACUACAACGCGCUUCAAGGGUUUUUGUUGCUUUGCCAUGGAAGCAUGGUUGGUGCUGUUCCUACACUUUCUUCAUCCAUACAAGCCUCUGUGAAGCAGAUUGUUGAUUCCAGCUUCAAGUUGUUGCAUGGUUCUGUCUCCUUAUACGGAGGUGAGAAAGACAGGAAGCCGUCAAUACCGCAGCUAACAGGAGCAGUGUGGGAGGCAUGCUGUAACUUAAAGAAGGUUCCUACAACAAACAUCAAAGCCAUUGGCCGUGCAAUGACACAGGUUGCUGUUUCCGUGAAGGAUGUACUUAGGGAGAUGCAAGAACUUAAGCCAGCUUCAGCUUGUUCGUCACCCGAGCAUGAUGUUUCUGGAAACUCAGAUGAAGAUGAUGACGAUUUAGGCGAUGACUUGUCACCUGGAGAGCUAGAAGUUGCUGCAUUGGUAGCUGAUGUUGUGUCUGAGACCCUCAUAGUGGUGAAAGAACUCAUUCGGGCUAUUGCAAGCAUGAUUAAGCUAGAGAAUCCAGAGGACAAGGGUGACUUUGUGGACUCGUUUGAGAAGCUACUCAAGUUAUGUCAAGGAACAGGAGAACAGAUUGAUGAGCUUGGAGCCUGUGUGUAUCCCCCACAGGAGCUGAGUCUCAUUAAACAAAUAUUGGAGAGAAUAAACGGAUACAUAGGUGAGGUUGAGGCUGAUGUCAAGGGUUUCAUGAACUCCUCUUCAUCAGAAGCUUUCUUGGGAGCAUGCAGAAGGGUCCAGAGUGUGAUUGAACAUAUGGAGAACGGACUGGACACGAGAAUUGAAGCUGAAGUAGUUUGCAAUAUGCACAAUGUUACUCUUUAACACUCAAGUUUCUUACUUAGCUUUCUGCAUGUGCACCGGUGACAGUUAUAUGAAAUGAAGCUGUUGCAUAUAUAUCUUGUUAACUAAUACAUACUAAAUCUCAGUGUUCUAAAAAUUGAUCUCUGGGGCAAAUCAGGUUUAAGUGGAAUGAUUUUACUAAAGCCCUGUUCGUUUGGUUGCCGCAGGUUUCGACGGCAGCGGCAGCGGCAGCGUCAGCGGCGGCGGCAGCGUCAAUGAGGACAGUUGUUGUUCGUUUCGCAGACGCUGACGCUGCCGCUGCCGCAUAUCAUAUCGCGACCGCAGGUUUUAUCGGCGUCAGCCGCAGGACGCAGCGUUCGGACGCUGCCGCUGCCGCCGGUUCCUGCGUCAACGAAACGAACAAGAGUUGACGCAGAAUGUUGACGCUGCCGCUGCCGCCGGUACCUGCGGCAACCAAACGAACAGCCCUUAAGACGGUUUUUCUUCUUCUAAAAUAGGCAUAGGCAUUCAAAAAAAUCGGUGUAGGCGGCUGCUUAAACAAAAAUCAUCUAUAAAGUAUUUAAGCACUGCCUAUCGGUUUCUUGAACAUUGCUAAGUCCUAUUUCAGAAUGAAAUAUAACAAUGAUUCUCUGAGAGGAGAUCUAAAAGAAACAGCUCAAGAAUCUAAAAACUCAGAGAGUUUUUUCCUACAAUGCAUGAGUGAGCUCAAGAGUAUCUGUAGAAGCCUCUCUACAUACAGGAUACAAAUGGAUUCUAUCAGACGAAGCAUUCCUCUCUUUCGAAUCAAUCUCAUAAAUGCAUUUCCAGACAGCACUAUUAGCCUUAAACCCACUUCCAAACCCAAUCAGCCACACAUUUCCAGACAGCACUAUUAGCAUUCCUCUCUUUCGAAUCAAUCUCAUAAAUGAUUUUUGUUCGUUUUUGCAUAAUUUCUUUUUGUUAAAUAUUUAAUUUUUAUUUACACUUUCUGUAUAAUGUUUAUCAAACUACAUAAAUAAAAAUAUACUAACUUUAAUCAAACCUAAUAUACCACUAAAAAUCCGUUAAGGCUUAAUAUUACUAUAUUUAUAUUUCUUUAU
Molecule: messenger RNA, 2781 nt
Organism: Brassica napus (rape)
Lineage: Eukaryota; Viridiplantae; Streptophyta; Magnoliopsida; Brassicales; Brassicaceae
Exons: 4
Coding region: 662-1723 (353 amino acids)
Biological process (GO): regulation of cell cycle
Cellular component (GO): nucleus
Source: RefSeq, a predicted model, not a curated record